GAUUUGCAUAUUGGUACACGUAUAGACAGAGCGGAACGUUGAAUAGUCAGUGCAAAGGAAAAAUCUGCCAUUCGAAGUUGCAAAAUUUACGCAAAACAAGUGAAGAAGAGUGUUUUAAGAAACCGCAAUCUUGGCGAAUAUUGUGACGUCUGUUGUUUAUAAGAUUUUCACGCAGUUUUCUUCGGAGCACUCACUGUGCAUUGAUAUUGAUUCAAACGGGAAAGUAAAUAAUUUGUCACGUACUUUCGCUUUCCUCAAAUGAUAAACCAAGUGAUUUCUAUUUUCGAGUGUUCAUAAUUUAAAAAAAAAAGGAAAAAUCGUGAAAAGUGCGACGCCAGCAUAUUGGUUUUCAUGCAGUCAAUCCAGAUUUUAGACGAAGUUUGCAAGUAAUUUUACACAAAAUUAUAACGUCAUAAUGGCAUCAACCGUCGAGCGCCCGACCCACCCGACACCCACAGCACCCAGCUUGGAAGAUCUUAACUCAGCAUCCACCUCAGCUGCCGGCAACGCUACUUUUGCAGAACCAGAAACAGCAGGGUCAACAACAACGAGCACCACCUCGGAGAGCAACUCGGAUUCAUCGAAAGGUUCGACAGAGCAACCGACCAACAGCAGCAGCAGCAGCAACAAUGAAGAGGAAAAAAAGGACGAUUCCAUGUUUGAAUGCAAUAUCUGCCUGGAUACGGCCAAGGAUGCGGUGGUCAGCAUGUGUGGCCAUCUCUUCUGCUGGCCCUGUAUACACCAGUGGAUGAACGGCUACCGGAACACGUGUCCGGUUUGCAAAUCGUCCAUCAGCAAGGAGAAAGUCAUUCCACUGUACGGACGAGGCGGAAGCAAGGAAGAUCCAAGAAAAACAGUUCCGCCGCGUCCGGCUGGACAGCGAACUGAACCGGAGCAGCCGCAAGGUUUCCAAGGCUUCACCGGAGACGGUGGCUUUCAUAUGUCAUUCGGCAUUGGUGCUUUCCCAUUUGGGUUUUUCACAUCUACUCUCAACUUUGGAGAUUUUCGCGGUAAUCCCCCACACGAAAAUACACGCGAGUUCGAUGAGGACCACUUUCUGUCGCAAAUCUUCUUGUACGUGGCAUUGGUCUUUAUGGCAUGGCUGGUUUUAGCCUAGAUGCAGCAUCGGUAAGGCAUUGAUGAAAUAUGCAAAAUUGUACAUGCGUUGUGAUAUAAAAAUUUACAAACCCGCGAAUGAAAGACGUUUUGGCAACGGUAGCAACCUCAUGAAUCAAUAUAAAAAUAUUAAAGUGGUGUUUUGGGUUUAUGAAACAAAAUAGUACACAAAAACGAUACAAGACCACAGGUCCUUUUGGGAGGUAUCGAUGAACCGACAAGGAAUGUCUAUAAUAGACAAUAGCUAGUUUUCGUCGUAUCUUAGACAUUUCUGCAAUCAGUGUACCCUGGAACCGUCGUUGAAUUGGUGGCGUUUUCACCAGAAGUUACUGUACAUUUUCCGUUUUUAUUUUAUCCGAUUUUAUCUGCCUCUAUAUUUCUAGAAACUAUGUGUAUUAAACAAAUAAAAUUAUGAAAGCAAAUCAUUUACAUGUCGCUGUAUUUUUUCUUACUAAAAGUAACUCUUAAAAAUGAGCAGUGUAAUUUAUUCGAGGACUCGUAAGUGAAGGACAUUACG
Molecule: messenger RNA, 1633 nt
Organism: Sabethes cyaneus
Lineage: Eukaryota; Metazoa; Arthropoda; Insecta; Diptera; Culicidae
Product: E3 ubiquitin-protein ligase RNF185-like
Exons: 3
Coding region: 416-1117 (233 amino acids)
Biological process (GO): ubiquitin-dependent protein catabolic process
Cellular component (GO): endoplasmic reticulum
Molecular function (GO): metal ion binding; ubiquitin-like protein conjugating enzyme binding; ubiquitin protein ligase activity
Source: RefSeq, a predicted model, not a curated record